Messenger RNA from Clavispora lusitaniae ATCC 42720, 1833 nucleotides. RefSeq names its product ATP-dependent RNA helicase (gene MSS116). Gene Ontology annotation, biological process: maturation of LSU-rRNA from tricistronic rRNA transcript (SSU-rRNA, 5.8S rRNA, LSU-rRNA). Lineage: Eukaryota; Fungi; Ascomycota; Pichiomycetes; Serinales; Metschnikowiaceae. Gene Ontology annotation, molecular function: ATP binding; nucleic acid binding. Gene Ontology annotation, cellular component: nucleolus. The record is from RefSeq and is a predicted model, not a curated record.
AUGUUCGUCUCUAGAAUGUGGCGUGCUGUUCCUGUUCGGUUACCCGUCCGCAGAUUCGCCACUUCAAACCAGCUUUUCAAGACGCUUGAUACCCGCUAUUCCGCUCCAGAUGUUCAGAAAGUGCUCGAAAAGGGCGAGGUUACCUUGCCUGAGUUUCUUGAUCUCAGUGUGGUGCAACCGAAACUCAAGAAAAGCGUUGCUCGCUUGAAUUACGACGCACUUACGCCCGUCCAAUCUAAAUCUUUGAUGCCCAUGCUUAUGGAAGAUGGUGUCGUUUGUCGGGCAAAGACAGGUACAGGAAAGACUAUGGCGUUUGCCAUUCCUGUUCUCCAGUCAUGCUUAGAAACAUACAAGGCCACGGGCGAUGUUUCUAAAGUCGAAGCCUUGGUGAUUGCCCCCACCAGAGAUUUGGCUUUGCAGAUCCAACAAGAGUUUGCCAAGCUCAUUGGAUCCGACAAAUCUCUCUCGAGCAAAUUUGAAGUGCGUCUCUGCAUUGGUGGAAAAGUCGACCGUCCCAGCAGAAGAGCUCCAGCGAUUGUUGUCGCAACUCCUGGUCGUUUGGAGGCUAAUCUCAGAGACCCAAGGUAUCUCCGCAUGUUUUCGGACUUGAAGUACAAGGUCUACGAUGAAGCUGACCGGUUGUUGGACCAAGGUUUUGAGGAAGUUUUGCGUGAUAUUGACGAACGUCUUGAACAGGCUAAAAGUUAUGCGUUAGAUAACAAUGUGACUACAAAGAACGUCUUGUUCAGUGCCACUGUUGAUGAUCGUGUGAAUCAGUUUGCGGUUCUGACAAUUGGAAAAGAUUACACAUAUAUCAACUGCGUGAAUGAGAACGAGCCUGAGGCGCAUGAGAACAUUGACCAGACCAUCGUGAAAACGAAGGAUAUUUACCAAUCCCACAUUGCCGCGAUUGGUGACAUUUUCCGCAAGCGUGAAGAAGAUGCGAACUAUAAAGCAAUUCUUUUUGUUCCUACAGUGAUUGGCUCCGAAUUCUUGUUUGAGGUUGUCAGUGAGUUGAACUCACAAAGCAGAAUGCGCAACUGGGUGUACAAGUUGAACGGUAACAUGACUCAAGGAAGAAGAGACCGUACUACCCAGCGUUUCCGUACUUGUAAAUCAGGGUUGUUGAUUUGCACAGACGUUGCUGCGCGUGGUUUGGACUUCAAAAAUGUCACCGAUGUCAUUCAAAUUUGUCCUAGUUUGGAUGUGGCAGACUAUGUUCAUAAGGUUGGAAGAACAGCUCGUGCCGGUACUUCAGGAAAUGCCACUAUCUAUUUGUCCGAACCCGAGUAUAAGUAUAAGAAGGUUUUGGAAAAGGAGAGGGGAAUUCGCUUUGCGAACGAAGUUGAGUAUACUACAUUUGAAGAGGACCGCCAAAAGAUUGAGGAAGUUCUGGUUUCUAGUGACGACGUCGAAGAGUACGUGAAGAGCAUGUUUGGCUUCUAUAAAGGUGCCGUUUCCGUUUAUCGUUUACAAUUAGACACUGUCAUGCAUGAUUUGGUCAAUCUUUUAAGAUGCUUCACCGCAGACCCUUCUGCAACAGUGGAAAUGAGCAGAAAGCGUUUUAUGAUGAUGGGUCUUCCAUGGAGUUUAGUUCCUCUGCAUUUUGAAGUGGAAGGCGGAGCUCCAAAUUCUGGAAAGCACAAUAAUUACCGCAGCAACAACUUCAGAAAAAGCUAUAACCUGAACGAUCGUCCCUCUUACCAAAAAAGAUUUUCUGGUCAAAGGGACUUUGACUCAGAUUUUGGCGGAAAACAGAAAUACUCCAAUGACAGACGGUCGAAGAGAACUUUUGAUGAUGAAGCAAAGUUUAAAAACAAACGCAGAUACUAG